Messenger RNA from Necator americanus (New World hookworm), 1161 nucleotides. RefSeq lists its product as uncharacterized. Bases 1 to 1161 code for a protein of 386 amino acids. NCBI's taxonomy places the organism in Eukaryota, Metazoa, Nematoda, Chromadorea, Rhabditida, Ancylostomatidae. The transcript has 2 exons. The record is from RefSeq and is a predicted model, not a curated record.
AUGAUGUACGGAUCGGAGACUUGGGCAGCACCAUCAACGGUUAUGGAGAGGCUUGACUGCACGGAACGAAAGCUGCUUACAUGGCUACUUGGCUACUUUUGGCCUAGGGUAUGUCACGAUGAAGAUCUUUACGCAGAAAUUGAUGUGGUAUACCGGCGGAUGACACGUGGAAAACAUCAACAUCUUGCACCGCCAUCGAAAGUGGCGAAAGUAAAUCGUCUUUGCUUCUUUGGUCAUAUAUUAAGGAGACCGGCAGAUCGCCUUGUUCAACGAGUUCUGAGGAGUUCGUCGGGUUCGAGCUGGAAGAGGCCACCUGGCCGAAAACGGAAGUUCUGGACUGAGGCGGUGAAAGAGGACCUGAGGACACUCGGCGUGGCUAGGCAGUUCAGGCGAGACGCAAGGUUUCGCAGAAUAUGGAAUAGCGACGAAUGGAUUGAUUCUGUGCAAGCUCUCGCACGGCACACCUCGGCGAAGAUGCGGGUAAUCGCGUCAGGCGAUGACAUCAGCCCGCCGAUUAAGUCAAUUCGAAGCUCUGAACUAUUCGAUUUCAGAAACGAUCCUGCAUUUGAGCCAGAGUUGAUACAAACAGCUGCUCAAGCUUACGAAGCGCUGACAUUUUCAGAAAACAUAGCAACAAAGUUCUGGGAGAAAUGGAAUACUGAAUAUCUCAUUAUUUUACAUGAAAUCCACAGGUAUCAAAUGAAUCAGAAACGUCAUGUGAGUAAAAUCCCACAAAUCGGCGAAAUUGUAUUGUUUGAACAGGAAUCAAUGCCCAGAGGACAAUGGGUAUACGGUAAAAUAGAACAGUUAGUACCGAGCGCAGACGGCAUGAGAAGGUCCGCUAAAAUUCUAAUGCCUAGCCACAAAAUUUUGCAAGGACCAGUCAAUAAAGUAUACCCUCUAGAAAUUCGUUCAGAGCCUGACAACCAACAAUUGGUUGAACGAAACUCUGAGAUCAUGGUUAAUGGUAUCCAUAUGCCAACUGCAGCUCAGUCCAGAAAUCAUCUAGCCAGAACCUCCAAAUCUCGCGCUUUAAACGUCAUUCGAGAAUUCGAAGCAGACCUCGACAGAUCAGUGACCCUUACAUCUGCUCGAUCAACAGUAUCCUGCCUAAUAACGGCAUCGUUAUCCUUCUUUCUAAUCAACCCGGGUGAUGCGUAG